Messenger RNA from Penaeus vannamei (Pacific white shrimp), 5368 nucleotides. Lineage: Eukaryota; Metazoa; Arthropoda; Malacostraca; Decapoda; Penaeidae. The record is from RefSeq and is a predicted model, not a curated record.
CGCUGUUUUUAUUUAAAUUUUGCAUCUUUUGUGAAUGAUUGUCAUGCAUAUCACCCGUUGCACGCUUUGUUCAGCAUGUAAUAUAUUUAGCUUGAUCUCCUUUCUUAGAAUUAUUCCCUAUGUUCUGUCUCUGAUGCCUGUCUGUCUGUGUGUAGCGCCUCUAGACCCCGGCCUGGAGACGACCCCCUUCCCUCCCGCGGCCCCCUGCACCCCCUCGUGUGGUGCCAACGCCGAGUGCCAAGUGGUGGGAGGGAAGGGCACUUGCGCCUGCCUCCCCGGCUUUUACGGCCGCCCAGAGCUCGGUUGCACGCCCGAGUGCAUCACCAACUCCGACUGCGUGCCAACUCGUGCCUGCAUCAACCAGCGCUGCGUGGACCCGUGCGCCGGCUCGUGCGGCGUGCAGGCCGAGUGCCGCGUCCUCAACCACAACCCCAUUUGCUCGUGCCCUCGGGGAUACGUCGGGGAUCCUUUCAGGGCGUGUCAUCCUGCUCCUGAACCUGUGUUGCCUCCGACGCAUGUGACUCCGUGCCACCCCGACCCGUGCGGGACAACGCACGCGUGCACAGCGUCAGGCACAGUGGCGUACUGCACGUGUCUCCCCGGAUUCUUUGGAGAUGCGCGCGUGCAGUGCCGCCCCGAGUGCCUGGUGAGCAGUGACUGCCCGCUCACGUUGUCGUGCAUCAGCCAGAAAUGCCGAGACCCGUGCCCAGGCACGUGCGGCAACAACGCCCUCUGCUCCGUCGUCAGCCACAACCCCGUGUGCGCGUGCCCCGAAGGUUACACGGGCGACCCCUUCACCGACUGCCGCGUCAGACCGCCGCCACCGGUCCAACCGGAGGCGGACACCAACCCGUGCGUGCCCGACCCCUGUGGCGCCAACGCCCAGUGCCGCGUGCAGGGCACCGUGGCCGUGUGCGAGUGCCGCCCGGGUACCUUCGGCAACCCCAACCAGCCCUCGGGAUGUCGCUACGAGUGCGUCGCCAAUGCCGACUGCCCGAUGGACAGCGCGUGCAUCAAUCGGCGCUGCGUGGACCCGUGCGUGGGCACGUGCGGCCUCGAGGCGCUGUGCGACGUGGUGGCGCACAACCCCAUCUGCAGUCGACCUGGUAGUGACGCCGGAGGUCGAGACACCGUCCAGCCCGCCGCAGGACCCGUGCGCCGGCUCGCCCUGCGGCCCUGCGGCGGUGUGCUCCGUCGACCGCGACCGCUCUCCUGCUCCUGCCAGCCCGGCUACUUCGGCAACCCGUACGAGGGCUGCCGCCCCGAGUGCACCGUCAACUCCGACUGCCCUCCGAGCCGUGCGUGCAUCAACAACAAGUGCGUGAACCCGUGCCCGGGCUCGUGCGGCCUCAACGCCGACUGCCGAGUGCUCGGCCACCAGCCCAGCUGCUACUGCCCGCCGGGCUACACGGGAACCCGUACUCGCGCUGCUCAUCGACCGACCUGCCGCCCCGAGUGCGUGCUCAACUCCGACUGCCCUCUGGCUCUGGCGUGCAACAGACAGAAGUGCCGCGACCCUUGUGUGGGUGUUUGCGGGGUCAACGCGGAGUGCGAGGUCGUGAACCACAACCCCAUCUGCUUCUGCCCCAAGGACCUCACCGGCGACCCCUUCGUCAGAUGCGUCAAACGUAAGUGUUGGCUCUGGUUUCGCUCUCUAACUCCCCUGUGUAUAGCAUGCCCUAACAUCUCCAUGAGAGCUGCAAGAACGUCUUCUCGAGAUUCGCGAGCGGCGCCGAAGCCCCCGAUGUCGAGCCCUUGCUCGCCUUCCCCGGCGGGACGAACGCCCUGUGCCGCAGCGUCGGGCCCGCGCCGAGUGCUCGUGUCCCCCGAGCUACAAGGAAACCCCUUCGUCAGUGUGUUCCCCCGAAUGUCCUCCAGCACCGUCCCGUAUGCGCGUGCCCGAGGCCUGAUGGGAGACCCCUACUCUGCUUGCCGACCAACCCCAACCCCCAUUCAAUCCGUAGACAAGUCGCCCUGCUCGAGUGGCCAGUGCGGCGACAACACCGACUGCCGUGAGGUGGGCGGGGCUGCCGUGUGCACGUGCAAGCCCGGCCUCGAGGGUGACCCGUACCUCGGGUGCCGCCCCGAGUGCGUCAUCCCCGGGACUGCCCUCGCCACCUCACCUGCCGCAGCCACAGGUGCGUGGACCCGUGCCCAGGGACCUGCGCAGACGAUGCCGUGUGCCAGUGAUCCUCCACCGGCCUCGGUGCUCCUGCCCGCCCGGACUCACCGGCGACGCCUACUCCCAGUGCUACAGCCCUCUUCCACGUCCGUGACGGCGUCGCCGUGCUCGCCCUCGCCGUGCCUGCCCUGGGAGGUGUGCACAGUGCAGGGCGCGGCCGCGCUGUGCCUGCAGUGCGUGGUCAGCAACGACUGCCCGGCGCACCAGGCGUGCGUGGCCCACCGGUGCAGCGACCCGUGCCCGGGCGUGUGCGGCCCAGGGGCGCAGUGCGUGGUGGUGGCGCAUAGCCCCGUCUGUCGGUGUGACCCCGGCCUCCUGGGAGACCCCUACAGGCGGUGCUCACGGCCCACUCGUCCUGUGCCCCCGCCCCCGCAGCCUGUGCCGUGCGUGCCCAGUCCGUGCGGCACCAACGCUCGGUGCCAGGUCAAGCUGGACCGGGAGGUGUGCGAGUGCGCCCCAGGUUACUUCGGCAACCCGUACCUGGGGUGCCGGCCCGAGUGCGUGGUGCACACGGACUGCGCCGUGCGGCUGGCGUGCGUACGGCAACGCUGCGUGAACCCGUGUCCGGGCUCGUGCUCGCCGGAGGCUGAGUGCACCGUGGUGAACCAUCGGCCUGUGUGUACGUGUCCCCCGGGCUUCACCGGGGACCCCCUCACCCGGUGCCGCCCCGUGCCGCAGCUGCCCCCGACGGCCACCAACGAGGCGAGCGACCCGUGCGACCCCGGGCCGUGCGGCGCCAACACGCAGUGCCGCGUGACUGAGGGCUUCCCCGUGUGCGCCUGCCUCCCCGGCCUGGUCGGCAACCCCUACCUGGGUUGCCGGCCGGAGUGCCAGCGAGACACGGAUUGCAGCCUGGACCGCUCAUGCGUGGGCCAGCGAUGUGUGGAUCCGUGCCCGGGCACGUGUGGCCGCCGUGCCUCGUGCAUGGUAGUCAUGCAUCGCCCCCAGUGUGCCUGCAAAGAAGGCUAUUCCGGCGACCCUUACUCUGCAUGUUUCCUCUUUACACCUCCCCCGGCCCCCUCCCCCGCCUCCGCCUGCAACCCUUCUCCCUGCGGGCCCUUCUCGGAGUGCCGCGACGUGGGCGGCAUCCCCCGCUGCUCCUGCGCCCCCACCUACGUCGGCACCCCGCCCCUGUGCCGCCCCGAAUGCGUUGUAAACUCCGAGUGCCAAGCGAACCGUGCUUGCGUCAGCCGGAGGUGUGUGAACCCGUGUACCUUGGCGUGCGGCGUGGACGCGGAGUGCCGUGUGAUCAACCACAACCCCGUCUGCUCCUGUCCCGCCCAGUACACGGGGGAUUCCCUCUCGAUCUGCUUCCCGGCGCCCAAACCGGUCGCCCCUCCGGCCCUGCCCGCUGUGGACCCCUGCGUAGGCAGUGCAUGUGGAGACAAUGCCGAGUGCUCAGUGAUAGGCAACUAUGCAGAUUGCAAAUGCAAACCUGACUAUUACGGCAACCCCUACGUUGCGUGCAAACCCGAGUGUGUAGUAGACUCUGACUGUCCCCGCUAUCUAGACUGCGUCAGGAACAAGUGCAUCGACCCGUGCCCUGGGGCAUGCGGCAUCAAUGCAAUAUGUGACGUGUUGAACCACCAGGCCAUGUGCAAUUGCCCGACGGGUUACACGGGAAGUCCCCUCGCGCGCUGCCACCCUGCGCAGGAGGUUAUCAGGCGACCCGACGCGCUCCUGCGCCCCGAGUGCAUCACCAACUCCGAGUGCCUCGCCGACCAGGCCUGCGUCAGCCACAAGUGUGUCGAUCCGUGUGUGGGUGUGUGUGGGCGCCAUGCCAUCUGUAGGGUGGUGCUGCACGCGCCCGUCUGCUCCUGCGACGCCGGCCACGUCGGCGACCCUACACGCGCGGUGCCAGCCUGUGUCCUUAAGAUACCUAAGCAUGAGUCUCACGCUGGACAUUUCACUAGUCUUAGAUUUAAGCUUAGUCUUACUGUGCCGAAGCCCGAGCCGCCAAGAAACCCGUGUUCGGGCGACCCGUGCGGCCCGAACGCCGCCUGUCGCGAGAUCAACCUGCAGCGGGUGUGCACCUGCCUGCCCGGCUUCGUGGGCAACCGCCGCGUGCCGCCCAGAGUGCGUGGUGCACCCGAGUGCCCGCCGCUGCUCGCCUGCCUCAACAACCGCUGCGUGGACCCCUGCAAGGGCACGUGCGGCAUCAACGCCGAGUGCCGCGUCAUCAACCACAACCCGAUCUGCAGCUGCCUCGGCGGCUUCACAGGCGAUCCCUUCGUCAGGCACGCCGCGCCCAUUGUGGACCUCCCCGAGCCGCCCGCGCCGCCCAAGGACCCCUGCGUGCCUGACCCCUGCGGCUCCAAUAGCUACUGCCGUCAGAACGGCGACCGCUACGUGUGCGAGUGUCGGGAGGGCUACUUCGGCAACCCCGAGAUCGGCUGCGGCCCCGAGUGCGUCCUCAGCACCGACUGCGCCAGCAGACUCACGUGCGUCCGCCAGAAGUGCGUUGACCCCUGCCCGACCGCAUGCGGCAACGGGGCUCAGUGCACCGUCGUCAACCACAGGGCCGUGUGUUCCUGCCCGCAGGGUCUUCAGGGCGACCCUUACACGCAGUGCGUCGUCAGUCCCAUCGUCGGAACCACACCCCCCACCCCGAUGCAGCCCACGGCCAAGACCCGUGCGAGCCCAACCCCUGUGGUCAGAACGCCGAGUGCAACCCGUGGGCCUCGACGAGCGCUGCAGCUGCCUCCCGGGCUUCUUCGGCAACCCGUACGACUACUGCCGCCCAGAGUGCACGUCCGACCCCGAGUGCCCCUCCUACCUGGCGUGCGUGAACCAGAAGUGCAUCGACCCGUGCCCCGGCACCUGCGGCAUCAAUGCCGAGUGCCUGGUGGUCACACACGCCCCCAUGUGCUACUGCCGCCGGGUUAUGUUGGUGACCCUUACCAGUCAUGUCGCCCUGAGCCAGUCACGACGCCCAGCCCCUUGGACCCGUGCAACCCCAGCCCGUGCGGCCCCAACUCCGAGUGCCGCACCGUCGGGGACCGGCCCGUGUGCGAGUGUCUGAGUGGAUACUUCGGCAGCCCACCCGAUUGUCGACCUGAGUGCAUAGUCAAUUCCAAUUGCCCCGUCAUAAUGGCUUGCGUCAACAAGAAGUGCCGCGACCCGUGCGCGGGCGCGUGCGGGACAGACGCCCUGUGCGAGGUGGUCAACCACAACCCCGUGUGUUAG